This is a messenger RNA of Centropristis striata (black sea bass), 4778 nucleotides long. RefSeq names its product kinesin light chain 1b (gene klc1b). Gene Ontology annotation, cellular component: membrane-bounded organelle; cytoplasm; kinesin complex. Gene Ontology annotation, biological process: microtubule-based movement. The transcript is spliced from 14 exons. The record is from RefSeq and is a predicted model, not a curated record. Bases 135 to 1775 code for a protein of 546 amino acids. Gene Ontology annotation, molecular function: kinesin binding. Lineage: Eukaryota; Metazoa; Chordata; Actinopteri; Perciformes; Serranidae.
ACAUGACGUCACUAUAAUUAAAGUUGGCCGCAGAGGCUGCUGGGAGAAUCUUGCUGUGCUGGAGACAUUUUGGAUUUAAAGGGGCUGAGCUAGCCGUCAGUCCUAGCUCUUGGUUUCCCUGAGCUACAUAGAAGAUGUCGACCAUGGUGUAUCCACGGGAAGAGAAGCUUGAGAAGCUCUCUCAGGAAGAGAUCAUCUCCAACACCAAGCUGGUGAUCCAGGGUCUGGAGGCCCUGAAGAACGAGCACAACUCCAUCCUCCACAGCCUCCUGGAGACCAUCAAGUGCCUAAAGAAGGAUGAAGAGGCCAACCUGGUGCACGAGAAGUCCAACCUGCUGCGCAAGUCAGUGGAGAUGAUUGAACUGGGCCUGGGAGAAGCACAGGUGAUGAUGGCCCUGUCCAACCACCUGAACGCGGUCGAGUCGGAGAAGCAGAAGCUGCGUGCGCAGGUGAGGAGGCUCUGCCAGGAGAACCAGUGGCUGCGGGACGAGCUGGCCAACACCCAGCAGAAGCUGCAGAAGAGCGAGCAGAGCGUGGCCCAGCUGGAGGAGGAGAAGAAGCACCUGGAGUUCAUGAACCAGCUCAAAAAAUACGAUGAAGACGUGUCACCCACUCAGGAGGAGAAGGACCGAGAAACACCGAAGGACUCCCUGGACGACCUCUUCCCCAACGAUGAGGAGGAGCACGGCCAAAUGCAGACCCAGCACAACAGCGCGGCCGUGGCUGCCGCCCAGCAGGGAGGCUACGAGAUCCCAGCCCGCCUGAGAACCCUGCACAACCUGGUGAUCCAGUACGCCUCCCAGGGCAGGUACGAGGUGGCCGUCCCCCUCUGCAAGCAGGCCCUGGAGGACCUGGAGAAGACUUCUGGACACGACCACCCCGACGUGGCCACCAUGCUUAACAUCCUGGCCUUGGUCUAUAGGGAUCAGAACAAGUACAAAGAGGCCGCCCAUCUGCUCAACGAUGCUCUGGCCAUCCGUGAGAAAACCCUGGGCAAAGACCAUCCUGCUGUUGCUGCAACGCUGAAUAACUUGGCUGUGCUGUACGGAAAGAGAGGGAAGUACAAGGAGGCUGAGCCGCUGUGCAAGAGGGCUCUGGAGAUCAGAGAAAAGGUCCUGGGGAAGGACCACCCAGAUGUGGCCAAACAGCUGAACAACCUGGCUCUGCUCUGCCAGAACCAGGGCAAGUACGAGGAGGUGGAGUACUACUACUGCCGUGCCCUGGAGAUCUACGAGUGCAGGCUGGGCCCCGAUGAUGCUAAUGUGGCCAAGACCAAGAAUAACCUGGCGUCCUGCUUUCUCAAACAGGGGAAAUACAAGGAGGCUGAGAUUCUGUACAAAGAGAUUCUGACUCGUGCUCAUGAGAAAGAGUUUGGAUCCGUUGAUGCUGAAAACAAGCCCAUCUGGAUGCACGCAGAGGAAAGAGAGGAGAUGAGCAAGGGCAAGCACAGAGACAACACUCCAUACGGAGAGUACGGAGGCUGGUACAAGGCCUGCAAAGUCAACAGCCCUACAGUGAACACCACCCUGAGGAACCUGGGGGCCCUGUACCGCCGGCAGGGCAAGCUAGAGGCUGCUGAGACCCUGGAGGAGUGCGCUGUGAGGUCCCGCAAGCAGGGCAUCGACCCCAUCCACCAGACACGCGUGGUGGAGAUCCUGAAGGAUACAGACGGCGACAGGCGGAGGAGCAGGGACAGCCUGAGCAGCGUUAAGUACGAGAGCGGCUCUGAGACCGGCGAGGAAGUGAGUAUGGGCGUGGAGUGGAACGGGGCCUAAGCCAUCAAGAUUAUUCCUCCAUCCUUCUCUUCUUCCCCAACACAAUAGCAAAAGGAUGUGUGUUGUCGUUCCCUCUGGCCUUCUCUGUCCCAACAACAGCUCCUCUACCAUUCCCGGUGCCCCCCCUCCUCCGGCAGAGACUCAGAAAGCCCCCUCGCGGUUGUCAUCUGUCACGCUGUUCAACUGACAACUUCUGGGGACGUUUGGUCUUCUCAUCUCUGCUGCUCUCUUUUGUUUCCUUCUCUUCCUUUCACUCUCUCUCUCUUUCUCUCUCUGUCCCUUUCCUCUCACUAACCUUGUGUCGUCCACCACGUCGGAAAAAUCGUUACUUCAACUCUUUCUCUCACUUUAAAAAGAAAACGUCAUCGUGUGUGAAACCUUUUUCCCUGUGAGGAAGCCACUCGCACAUUUUUUCCUCUCGCCAACACCCAUUUGUAAUUUUUCAUAGGUGCAUAGUAGAUUUAUUUGGCUGGAUAAGAGGAGCAGGAGAGUAAUUUAUUGUGAGAGGGCAAAAGAUGAAAGAUUUUGAGGAUCAGUGUCACCUUUUGACUGCAGCUCCAGACAUCACUCGCACCCACAGUCAGACAAAUGUUACAAUCACUAUAGAGUCACUAUGUUACAAAAUGACUCUUUUCCACAGUUGCUCUGCAUUGGUCUCAAUCUGAAUUUGUUUGCACUCACAGUCUGAUUAUACAAGUGAAAGUUGACCUCAAAGCUGGCUUCCAACCUGGUGCCUGUAUUUAGCCCUUAUUUAGUUUUUCUGUUAUUUUAAAGAAAGGUAUUAAUUUACCAUCAGUUAUGGAAGCCCAUUACUGCCAGUAAAAGAAAAAUAUAAGUAUGAUUAAAACAAAGCCUUGUGAUGGGAGAAAAAAAAGGUCUCGUCUCAUAACAAUGAGGAACUUUCUCAAAAUAACUAGUUGGUAUCUCUAAAUUAUGACUUGGUAGAAACCCUCUCAAUAAUGACUUACUUAUCUUGAAAUAACGAGAAACUUUCUUAAAAGAUAAUAAGUUGUUUAUGCUAAUCAGGGUUCAUCCAAAUCCUUGAAAGUCUGGAGUCUUAUUUGUUUUCAAGGUCAGGAAUAUACUUGAAUCUGAAUAUCCUCCUGAAAGAAAUGCUUGAUUUUAAUAAUCUGGUGUCGACACAAUCACUCAUGUAAACCAAUUUUUUUUAUUUUUAUAUUUGAAUUAAACUAAUUUUCUUGUGUUUACUCAUCAUUUAUAGCGAAAUAAGACCUCCGUUGAUGCUUUUCCUUUGACAGUUAGUGAGCAGUAAAUAAUCAUGAUCAAAACUACAAUCAAGGUUAAUAUGAACAGCUGGUUAGAUAAAUUGAUUGCGCUGGGUAUAAAGGAGUUCUGUUAAAUCUAUUUUUUACAACAAGCUGUUUAGAUGUGAUGAUAAAGCCUUCAGGAGUCUGGCAAUUUCUGGUUUAGGUACCUUGAAAGUGCUUAAAAACUGCUUGAAUUUUACUCUUAAAAAGCUGUAAGAAACCUGAUUAAUGAAGAAAGGCCGGUUGAAUCUGCGGCCAAACUAAAAGUCUGGGAUAGUUUAAUUUUUGGCGGCAAAUUGUGAUCAGUAAUUACUCACAGCCAAUCAGGCAAAAUCAUCCUGUGACAUGUUGAGUUAUGCUACAAAGAAUUUCUUCCCGUAAGUUAUUAUUAAGAAAAAAAUUCUCAUUAUCAUGACACACAGGAUUUUAUUAUUUUUUUAUCACAUUGGCAGAAAUGGGCUACCAUAUCUAGAUGAUUACUUUUUUAACUAUUUUAACAAUUUUGAGAUCAAAUGCCUGAACAGUUUGGAAACAAAUGGUACUGUAUUAUUUCACAUGCUAAUCAAAAAUCAUUUCUUUCUGACUUUUGCUGCCUCGUGUGCGGGAAAAUGAGAAGGGAGCAUUGCCAAUUUUUUUUUGUUUAUAUAGAUCUAUUUCCUUUUCAUUUCAAUUUUCUAUGAUUUUGUUUACAUUUUUUUUUUAAUGUCUAUUAUUUUGUGGCUGAAUAUUAAGGCAGUAGUUUGCCGUAGUGUUGCUUGCUGUGAAACACCAGAAGGGCCAACAUCAGUUGACAGCAAAUUGCUCGGAUCACAGCAAUCACUGUUGUUGCCAUGGUAAUUCAUUUUCAAGUCGCUCUUAACUGGCGUCAGUGUCCUUGGUUUGAUGGAGUAUUCAUACAGGCUCUACGCUGGUACAAUAUGUACACAGCAGCUUGCAUUUACAAAGGGAAUUAGCAACAUUUUGGCUGAUGCUGGAAAGACCACCCGGAGCUUCGUUGAUUUCAAAAUAAAGGACGUAAAUGCCCAGAAUUGCCUUUUCAUUUGUCGGUGCAGGAGUAGAAGCUAGUGUUAUAAUUGAAUGGAAGCCUGGAUUCCACAGUAGUGUUAGUGUGUAAUUGUGUAUGUUUUGGUGGUACAGUCACGGUGCCCACUCUGGCUAUGGAUACUGUGUUUUGAAAACAAAGCUUAAUGGAGUGUGUUGCCUUUUUUUUUUUCUUACACAGUUGUUUGCAAGUAAACAUUUUUGGUGAAUCAUGUUUUUAGACACCGAAAGUACAGUGCGAGUGUUUCCUCAAGAUCAACAUGUUAUUUCAGAUGUUUAACUAACUGAAUGUAAAAUGACUUUAACAUCUUUAAAGUGUAAUUGUAGGCUGUAUUUAUAGAUUUGACAAGUGCAUUCACUUAUACGGCUUUUCGGUAUGCUACUUGCCUUGAUUCUUCAUUCCUUCCAACGAGUACACCUAUACUUCUAAUGCAACUCUGAACAAAACAAAUUGACUAUGUACAUCACAUAAUUAUGACAAUAUUGUUGUGUUAGUGGAAUGCUUAUUUAUUGAACUGUCUAUUCUUGACAUAUAUAGUGUGACUUCAGUUUCCUAAAGUGGAAGAACAUAAAUGGUAAGGUCUAUAAGCACUAUCUUAGUAAGUAGGACUGCAUUAUAUUUACCAUUCUGCAUUGUGAAGAUUAUUGCAUCAACUCUUGUUGGUAUUCUCAAAUAAAGUUUUUCAUUUGUGAA